Exophiala dermatitidis NIH/UT8656 is the source of this 1385-nucleotide messenger RNA. RefSeq lists its product as uncharacterized. The coding region runs from base 372 to 1232 and encodes 286 amino acids. The transcript has a single exon. NCBI's taxonomy places the organism in Eukaryota, Fungi, Ascomycota, Eurotiomycetes, Chaetothyriales, Herpotrichiellaceae. The record is from RefSeq and is a predicted model, not a curated record.
UGGAAAAAGAAUGCGGGUUUGAAUUGGUGUGCAAUGCCACUGCAGGCCGAUCCGGUUGCUGUGCCACCCAAGAAAUCCACAAAGCGGCGGCCCGAAGCCAAACCAUCGACACCUGCAAGUUUGCAAUCGUACAUUCUACUGGCGCAGCCUCACCAUGUGUGUAGGUCCAUUGUACCAGUUCAAGUUCUUUAGAUAACAGUGAUCGCGCAAGGCUUUUGCUCGAGAGGAGCGACCUGCAACGAGCUUCGAGUCAGUGUACACACACAUCCAUUAUUGUCGUCAUCCCGCCGGUUCAUGCGGCCCCGGUGAACGGACGCCCUCCCGCCCCGUGCGAAUAUUGGACAUCGUCACGCAUCUCUUUCUCUUUGGCGAUGCGCUUCACUGCGCUCCCCUUCCUGCUCGGCCUCCCUCAUAUAGUGCGGGCACGCUCGAACGACUGUUCCCCUUACUACGAUCCUCUCUUCGCCGUCUCCGAUAAUGCGCUUCUCGUCAAGCGCCAGAGCUGCAGCUCGGGGCUGAGCUCCUGCUCAAAUCUCGGUGUCGAUUCGGUCUGCUGUCCGUCAGGAACAAAUUGCGCCCUGGAUGAGGCUGGGCAUGUCGCAUGCUGUCCGUCCAAUGCAGUGUGCACCGGAACAAUAGCUGGGACGAUCACAGGCUCGGCGACAGGCUCAUCAUCCGCAGCAGCGACAGGAACGUCGACUAGCAAUGGAGGGAUUGUGCUUGGAGGAACAACAAGCUCGAGUACCGCCAGCUCUGCAGGCAUCACUUCAAUGACGACUGGAGCGUCUGGUGGUGGCUCCACGGUUCCAAACAACUUCUAUCCGUUCAUCUAUAUCCCGACAUCCUACGCCAAUGCAGAUCUUUGUACCAGCGCCUACUCGAGUUGCCAGUCUGCAUCGACGUCUUGCUUCGUCUCUCUCGCCGGAGUAAAUGGGGUCACCGUUUCCGGAAUAGGAGGAGGAGGGAUCACGGUGCAAGGCGCAACAGGCACGGUCAUGAGCUCCGCCAGCAGCAUAUGCAACUCUCUGAGUUCUGUGGGAUGCUACAAUCUACAACAAAGCCAGUGCAGUGUUUUUGGGAGCGGCUCUGGAGGCACCGCAACCUCCGCCGCCACUGCGACGACAGGAUUUGUCCAGGUUGGGAAUGAAGGGCCACGACACACCGCAUGUCCUGGAAUGCUUUACGCGGCCGGUGCCGGAGCCAUGUUUGGCGUUAUGUACAGGAUGAUGUGAUCGUAUCUGGACAGCCACCGCGUUGCUGAGCGUUACCUGUAUAGCGUAAUGGAUGUCAUUUCCGGAUAUUCUAGUGGACAUAUGACGAUAGUACCAUGUACAGCCUUGUUUGUUGCGCAUUUUAAACGCUCAAUGAUAUACUGUGUAGACGGA